AUUAACAAGUUUCAUUAUAAAACAUUUAUUUUCCUCUUUUUCUGCAAAAACCAUGAAAAUGAUCGCGUCUCUCUUCGUUGUCUUUGCUUUUGCUUCUUCGGCUCUUGGUGAAUGUCCAGUUCCUCCAACUACUCCUGGUGCUGAUAUUGGCAAAAUUGCCGGUCGAUGGUAUGAAACCAUUGAAAUUUUACCUAAUCUAACAACAACCCUUACGUUGGAUUUCACUCCUCGUGAUGAUGGAGACUUCAAUCUUACAACUCAUGCACCUUUUUCAAAGCAUGAUGAAUAUAUAUUAGCCAAACGUACUGAUAAUCAAAAUGUACUCAAUUUUACCGAUCCGGACCACAAGAUUCGAUUCCAAAAUACUUUCAAUAUAGCCGAUACUGAUUACGAUAGCUAUCUGGUUGCUUAUAAUUGUUUUAUUUUUCCUCACCACUCCGCCGUCCAUGCGCGUUAUGUUUUAUCAAGGACUGAAACUAUGAAUGCUGACAAGUUAGCCCAACUGACCGAUUUGGUUAAUAAAAUUGGCGUUUCUCCCGACUGAGUUCCACCAGUAAUCCAUUAAGACUAAAUAUUGACCAUUUUUCUAGUCAUGAUAUUCAAUCUCGAAUAAAAUUGAAUUUCACUGUAUUAGCUGAUAAUCCUAAA
This is a messenger RNA of Tetranychus urticae (two-spotted spider mite), 648 nucleotides long. The record is from RefSeq and is a predicted model, not a curated record. NCBI's taxonomy places the organism in Eukaryota, Metazoa, Arthropoda, Arachnida, Trombidiformes, Tetranychidae.